CUGAAGAGGAAGUGACUUGAGAAGUUGAUGAAAGUAAACAUAAAGUACAGGAAUAAAUGUGAUCAGUGUGUGUGAGAUCAUCAGCGGUGAUUAACACACAGCACAGACACACACACACACACACACACACACACACACACACACACACACACACACACACACACACACACACACACACACACACACACACACACACACACACACACACAGACAGACCGGAAGUUGUGCCAUGAGGUGACAGGAGUCAUUUAAAGCAGGAGCACACACACACACACAGGAGCCUGGCUGUGGACCUCACACACAGGAACGGUGUCUCACACACGGAUUAAAGGUUGGUGGAGAUGUGGUGGUUUCAGGAGGGGUUGUGUAUUCUGCCUGUAUCACUGGUCAUUUGGACAGCAGCUACAUUUGUUUUUGCUUACAUCACAGCAGUGGAGCUGAGACACGUCGACCCGUUUGUCCCCUACAUCAGUGACACAGGUACAGUUGCUCCUGAGAGGUGUGUGUUCGGGAUCAUGCUCAGUGUCUCAGCCUUUCUCGGCAUUGCCACUAUGUAUGUGCGUUAUAAGCAAGUUGAGGCUCUCACUGAUCAGGGAGAAAAGCAACUACUGAAGCUCAAUAAUGUGGGCUUUGUGCUCGGCUGCAUCAGUUCCUUCGGCAUGUGUGUGGUGGCAAACUUCCAGAAGACAACGUUGUUCUCAAUGCACCUUGUGGGUGCAGUGCUGACGUUUGGCGUGGGUGCGCUCUACAUUCUGACACACACACUCGUUUCGUACCACAUGCAGCCGCACAUACACACCAAACAAGUCUUCUGGAUUCGACUGAUCAUCGGGCUCUGGACCUUCAGCAGCAUCAUCAGCAUGUUUGUAUCCUCAGUCAUUCUGUACAGCAGCCUGCCAGGAUUAGAGGUGCAUAAAAAACUCCACUGGAACCCUGGAGAACUUGGUUACACAGCUCACAUGGUGAGCACAGUCUCUGAAUGGUCUCUGGCUUUUUCCUUCAUCAGCUUCUUUCUCACCUACAUCAGAGACUUUCAGAAGAUCAGCCUGAGGGGGGAGGUGGACCUUCAGAGCAGCAAUUUGCAUGACUCCACCCAUUUUGGUUCAACAUGGAUCCCUGGAGAGACAUCCCCCUUACUGGCUGGAUCCAUCUAAACACAAAGCCCCUCCCAGACCACCGCACCAGAAGCAGUUUAAAUAUCUGACCAAUGGGAUCAGAGAUUUUUUUAUCUUAUGUCCUCAUGGAUCUUCUGUCAGGCAGCUGCUCUUAAAACUUCUACAAUAAGCUCAAUAGUUUUGAGCUGAAUCAGAUGUUUCACAGGAGCAGGUAUAUUUUCCGAAGGAAAAACCAGCAAAGGUUUCAGUGUUUAUACAGAAUACACUUUAGAUUUUAUUUUAAAGACACAGAUAUAAAUUUGGGGAAUGUGUGCAGAUUAAAAUGUUCCUCCACACAAAAGAUGCUUCUAUCAGCUUUAACCAUCUGUGUUUUUGUUUAGCAUUUAACUCUGUAACCAUAGAAACUGCCGCUACAGUACGGUGUUAUUUUUUAUCACUUUAUUGUUUAGCUUAAACUUAUCAUUAGCAUAGUUAGCAUAGUGAAGUGCUUUGAUGUAAUCAUGAACAAGACAAAAACAGUUAAUCUGGAAAAAAUCUUUUUAUUAGUAAAACGAGAUUUUAUAGUAAUUAGUUUAACAUUUCACUUAUUAGUCACAUUAGCAUUUCUCUGCUGUUUAUUUUCAGUUAAAAAAAAGUCAGAGGUACAAGCUGCAAAGUGAAAACAUGAAAAGCACAAGGUUCAGUCUUCAGGUCUUUUCAGAACUUUUCAGUGUUGAUUUGAUGUUGUGUUGUUUAUGGUGACUAGCAGCUUGACUGUGGACUCUUACUGCUGCUAAUCACACUCAGUCUCUGUGGAUCACAUCACUGUCACUGCCUUUAUUUUACACCACCUUUUAUUUUCAGUCAAGUUCAGCAACAAGCAGCUAUGAAACACACAGUCAAUAUUGUAUGUUUUUAAAACAUAAAGACAAAUAAACUCUUUUUAUACUGUUUAAA
This is a messenger RNA of Tachysurus vachellii, 2051 nucleotides long. Its product is annotated as DNA damage-regulated autophagy modulator protein 2-like. The coding region runs from base 342 to 1154 and encodes 270 amino acids. Gene Ontology annotation, cellular component: lysosome. Gene Ontology annotation, biological process: photoreceptor cell maintenance; regulation of autophagy. Lineage: Eukaryota; Metazoa; Chordata; Actinopteri; Siluriformes; Bagridae. The record is from RefSeq and is a predicted model, not a curated record. The transcript is spliced from 9 exons.